Candidula unifasciata is the source of this 302-nucleotide messenger RNA. The record is from the annotation of a GenBank genome assembly. NCBI's taxonomy places the organism in Eukaryota, Metazoa, Mollusca, Gastropoda, Stylommatophora, Geomitridae.
AUUUGAGAAUGCAGACAGCUGAAUUUGAUCAGGAAAAUUGGAGUGAUGUGCAUAUUUGGAAAGGAAAUGAACAUGCAGAUAACAAUUGCAUUGAAGACAUAGAUAUGUUCUUGAUUGAUGAGUUGAUGGCUUCUGGUCCAAAUUUGGUAUCCAAUGCUGAGAAUGUGCCUUCAACAUCAGAAAUAGACAAGGCUCCCUGUCAUGAGCAGUGGAAACCACCUUUCAAACGACAGUUGUCAGAUCAGAAACUAGAAGAAAGGCGUGAAAAGAAAAGAAGAUCAGCAAAAGAAAGUCGAGAACGU